Messenger RNA from Eurypyga helias (sunbittern), 1015 nucleotides. It is a transcript of the gene STAT3, whose product is annotated as signal transducer and activator of transcription 3 (acute-phase response factor). Gene Ontology annotation, biological process: defense response; regulation of cell population proliferation; cell surface receptor signaling pathway via JAK-STAT. The transcript is spliced from 11 exons. The annotation marks the transcript as partial. NCBI's taxonomy places the organism in Eukaryota, Metazoa, Chordata, Aves, Eurypygiformes, Eurypygidae. The record is from RefSeq and is a predicted model, not a curated record. Gene Ontology annotation, molecular function: RNA polymerase II cis-regulatory region sequence-specific DNA binding; DNA-binding transcription factor activity, RNA polymerase II-specific.
AAAAUCAAAGUCUGCAUUGACAAGGACUCCGGGGACGUCGCGGCACUUCGGGGGUCCCGGAAGUUUAACAUCCUGGGGACAAACACCAAGGUCAUGAACAUGGAGGAGUCCAACAACGGCAGCCUCUCGGCAGAGUUCAAGCACCUGACCCUGCGGGAGCAGCGGUGCGGUAACGGAGGCAGAGCCAACUGCGAUGCCUCGCUGAUAGUCACUGAGGAGCUGCACCUCAUCACCUUCGAGACAGAGGUGUAUCACCAGGGGCUGAAGAUCGACCUGGAGACCCACUCGCUGCCUGUGGUGGUCAUCUCCAACAUCUGCCAGAUGCCCAACGCCUGGGCGUCCAUCCUGUGGUACAACAUGCUGACCAACAACCCCAAGAACGUGAACUUCUUCACCAAACCGCCCAUCGGGACCUGGGACCAGGUGGCCGAGGUGCUGAGCUGGCAGUUCUCCUCCACCACAAAACGCGGCCUCAGCAUCGAGCAGCUGACAACGCUGGCCGAAAAACUCCUCGGGCCGGGCGUGAAUUACUCCGGCUGUCAGAUCACUCUCUGUCCCCUUCCCCAGGAGAACAUGGCUGGCAAGGGCUUCUCUUUCUGGGUCUGGCUGGACAACAUCAUUGACUUGGUGAAAAAGUACAUCCUGGCGCUGUGGAAUGAAGGGUACAUCAUGGGGUUCAUCAGCAAGGAGCGGGAGCGAGCCAUCCUGAGCACCAAGCCCCCGGGCACCUUCCUGCUGCGCUUCAGCGAGAGCAGCAAGGAGGGCGGCAUCACCUUCACGUGGGUGGAGAAGGACAUCAGCGGGAAGACGCAGAUCCAGUCGGUGGAGCCGUACACCAAGCAGCAGCUGAACAACAUGUCAUUCGCGGAGAUCAUCAUGGGCUACAAAAUCAUGGAUGCCACCAACAUCCUGGUGUCCCCCCUGGUGUACCUGUACCCCGACAUCCCCAAGGAGGAGGCGUUCGGGAAGUACUGCCGCUCCGAGAGCCAGGAGCACUCGGAAGCUACCGACUCAG